CAUAUGAAGGUACGGACCAAGUUCGGGAAGCCAAAAUUGACUUCCUAACGCAGGAGUACGAGAUGUUCAGGAUGAAGGAAGGCGAAAAGAUCGAUGAUAUGUUCGAUCGGUUUUCAAAGAUCAUCAACGACCUUCAUGCACUCAAGAAGACUUACGCUAACAAGGAUCUUGUGAGGAAAAUCCUGAGGAGUCUCACUCCCGAAUGGAGAUCGAAGGCUGACGCAAUCUACGAAUCCAUCGGAGUUUCCAACGUCACCAUCGACGGGUUAAGAGGUAAUCUCAAAACUUAUGAAUCCACUGUUCUAACCCCGUCUUUGGAUGAACAAAAGAAGAAGGGUAUUGCGCUAAAAGCAACCAAGGAAACCGUGGAAGUAGACUCAAGCGAUGAUGACAACGAGUUCGGACUCGUCAUCAAGAAAUUCCACAAAUUUAUGAAGAAGGAAUUUGAGCGCAAAGGAAGAAAGCACGACGGUCCCCCGAAGUGCUAUGGCUGUGGCGAGAUAGGCCACAUCAAGCCGAGGUGUCCAAAAGGCAAAAGCGGCAAGG
Molecule: messenger RNA, 546 nt
Organism: Cuscuta campestris
Lineage: Eukaryota; Viridiplantae; Streptophyta; Magnoliopsida; Solanales; Convolvulaceae
Source: the annotation of a GenBank genome assembly